AUGUCCGCAUCAACACGGUUGCAGGGGAGAAUUGUCGGCCCCCUGGAUAAGCGAAGGCGGAUGACGCGCUGCCUCGGUGUGAAGGAGGAUUUCCAUGUGUUCAUUGCAUUCGACAAAACACGAUAUGAUUUCGGUGGUGGUCACCGACGCUCUGAUCAGAGUAGCAUGGUGAUUCAAGAUAGGCACGGCUCCGGGAUUCACCCACUUGCUUUUAUCGGGAAAGAUAGAGGAACUUGCCUUCUUGAUUGUUUUGUCUCUUUUAUUGAGCAGAACAUGUUCACGAUGAGCUUCUCGUCAAUAAUCCCGGACCUGCUUCCAUUAAUUUCAACUUCCCCGGUCCUGUAUAAUGCAGUGAUUGCGGUUGGUGCUUUGGAUGCGAACCGACAUGCGGGUGGACGCGCGUUACAGGGAGAGAAAUCACCCUAUGUCGAUGCCAUGACCUCUUACCAUAAGUCAAUGGGUAUUUUGCGGUCAUGUCUGGGAAAUAUCAAUGUGAUGCAAAAGGAGGACGUUCUCUGGGCCACAUUUUUCCUCGGCCUGUUUGAGUUGCUGUCAGACGAUUCGGGCGAAGGAUGGGUCAAGCACAUGCUCUAUGGAACAUCCAAAAUGCUCCAGCUCGUAGGACCAAGCGACUGCAUGUCAUCAGCCAGAAGGAUAUUCUACGACCUGUUUCGUGUCCUCGAAGCCAGCCGAGCAUUGCUCUAUAAUGAAGAAACUAUCCUUUCUCAGGACUGCUGGCUCGGACUCCAACAGUCCCUAUCAAGCAAUACCACUCGAUGGGAUCCCAUGCAAGAGAUUAUAACACUCAUGAUUGAGAUAUCCGCCUUCAGCUUACGAGCCGGGGCUAUAAUUGACAUGAUUCCUGAGGCAGAACGGUUCACAGAUCCAUCAGUUGCUCUGAUUGCGGCGGAAGGACUUGAUCUCCAAGAAACUAUCUAUAACUGGCACACGAAGACGUUGCUACACCUGGUCCAGGAUGAUCCUAAUCAGCACUCAAACUUAGCUUUGGUAUACUAUCACGCGCUGCUGAUCUUUCUCUCUGGCAACUAUGACUAUUUUGCAUACUGGGACAAUAUCCCAGCCCCGGUACUAUCCCCUGCUGAAAUUUCUGAACACCUGACUACCAUCCUGUAUCUCUCGGGUGAGGUGUUGCGCAACUCCAAGAUUCCGGGAGUGAUGCUGUUUUUCCCGGUAACUGUGGCAGGAGCUCGAGCCUGGACGACUGAUCAGCAAUCGGAAAUAUUGAAUCUGCUCAACCUGGUCUUCCGUAAAGGAUUCGUGGUCGCAAACAAGAUACGGGAUGGUUUGCUAGAACGGUGGGCCGAGAGAGACCGGAAAGAGAAAAUGCAUCUGGCCACAUGA
Molecule: messenger RNA, 1362 nt
Organism: Penicillium expansum
Lineage: Eukaryota; Fungi; Ascomycota; Eurotiomycetes; Eurotiales; Aspergillaceae
Exons: 5
Coding region: 1-1362 (453 amino acids)
Source: RefSeq, a predicted model, not a curated record